This is a messenger RNA of Maniola jurtina (meadow brown), 1524 nucleotides long. It is a transcript of the gene Rab40, whose product is annotated as ras-related protein Rab-40C. Gene Ontology annotation, molecular function: GTPase activity; GTP binding. The record is from RefSeq and is a predicted model, not a curated record. The transcript is spliced from 5 exons. The coding region runs from base 470 to 1339 and encodes 289 amino acids. Gene Ontology annotation, cellular component: endosome; synaptic vesicle; plasma membrane. NCBI's taxonomy places the organism in Eukaryota, Metazoa, Arthropoda, Insecta, Lepidoptera, Nymphalidae. Gene Ontology annotation, biological process: protein localization to plasma membrane; intracellular signal transduction.
UAGAAACCUAAAAUGUCAUUUUUAUUUUUCGUUUGUUGUCUGGAGUCUGUGGUCAAUUCAUUCUCUGUCUUCUCCGUUCAAUUUAUUAAUUUCUGAUAUCUCGGAAAAUUUGCGAAAAAUAUUGUUAUUUGAUCUCGUAAAUUAGGUACUAACUACUAUAUCAGAAAAACUUUCUUUAUUUCCAAAUCGGGUGUUAAAGGUUAAGGCACAAAAAGAUCAGCGAUGUGACAUCUGAAUGUAAAUAAGUGACGACCUUGCGUAAACUAUAACGUAUGUGUACUAUUUGUUGGACUAAAUUUUUGGUCAAAUUACAAAAAUAAGCGAUUCAAUCUGAUAAGUGAAUGUCGUUUUAUGUUUUCAUUUGUGCACGUUACAUGGAUAACGCAAGAAAUUAAGCUUUGGACGAUAUUAUGUAUACAUUUGCGUGGGGUAAAGACCACCUGAGAUUCAGGCGAGCUACUUUGGAACUAUGUUCGCCACCACAGGCAUGGUAGCAGCACCUCAGCAAGCGACUGGCCAGGUCGCACAGAAUGGGAGCACAACUUUGCCAAGAUCCCACCAUCAGAGAACAGGAAGACCACCAGCAGCUCCUAAGUCAUAUGACUAUCUUCUAAAGGUUUUGCUUGUUGGUGACUCAGAUGUUGGCAAGCAGGAGAUCUUGCAGGACCUGGAGGAUGGCUCCGCUGACUCCCCAUUCUGUAGCGGGAGUGCUUACAAAACUACGACGAUUCUCUUGGAUGGUAAAAGAGUCAAGCUGCAACUUUGGGAUGCAUCUGGCCAGGGAAGAUUCUGCACAAUCAUACGCUCAUAUUCGAGAGGAGCACAAGGAAUACUGCUAGUAUAUGACAUUACCAAUAAAUGGUCUUUCGACAGUAUUGACAGAUGGCUUGAGGAGGUUGAAAAGCAUACACCAGGAGUACCAAAGGUUUUAGUCGGUAACCGGCUGCACCUUGCUUUCAAGCGGCAAGUACAAGAGAGGGAUGCUGAAUUAUACGCUGCUAAGAAUCACAUGGCAUUCUUUGAAGUGAGCCCACUGUGUGACUUCAAUAUACGCGAGAGCUUCUGUGAAUUGUCUCGAAUGGCGCUACAUCGGAAUGGCAUGGAAAGACUUUGGAGGAGUAACAAAGUCCUCAGCCUUCAGGAGCUAUGCUGUCGCGCGAUAGUAGCGCGCACGUCGGUGUACGGGCUGGAGAGGCUCCCGCUGCCGACCACGCUCAAGUCGCACCUCAAGUCGUAUGCGAUCUCCGCCGCGCCGAGCCGCCACCGCGCGCGCGCCACCAAGCUGCCGCACCACACGCGGCUCAACUGCACCGGCCGCAACUCCUGCAAUAUCGCAUAAACUAUUUACCCUCCUGUUACUAAUAUUACUUUGAUAGUGUGAUACAAACCUAAACCAAGUUUAAGAGGAUCGUCUAGUUGUCAAUUUUCAUACAAAAGAGAUUUUUUGUGAGAGAAGAGACAGUUUUGCUCAUAUUUUAUAAUUAAAAUAAUUUUCAUAAUUUUUUGUAAUGUUGCAGAUGUAAU